Danio aesculapii is the source of this 1795-nucleotide messenger RNA. It is a transcript of the gene twf1b, whose product is annotated as twinfilin actin-binding protein 1b. The coding region runs from base 61 to 1110 and encodes 349 amino acids. The transcript is spliced from 9 exons. NCBI's taxonomy places the organism in Eukaryota, Metazoa, Chordata, Actinopteri, Cypriniformes, Danionidae. Gene Ontology annotation, molecular function: actin monomer binding; actin filament binding. Gene Ontology annotation, biological process: actin filament depolymerization; positive regulation of neuron projection development; regulation of lamellipodium assembly. Gene Ontology annotation, cellular component: myofibril; cytoplasm; actin filament. The record is from RefSeq and is a predicted model, not a curated record.
CCGACUUCCGUGUUCUUUCACUACUACCAUCAACCAACCGGCCGACGCGAGAGAGCCAGAAUGUCUCAUCAAACCGGCAUCCAAGCUACCGGGGAAGUGAAAGAAAUCUUUGCAAAGGCCCGGAACGGAGAAUAUCGGCUCAUCAAAGUAGUGAUUGAGAAUGAGAAGUUAGUUCUUGGAGGAAGCAAGCGAGCUGCUAAGAAAUGGGACCAGGAAUGGGACGGUUGCGUUCUACCCCUCGUGGAGGACGACAUGCCCUCAUACCUCCUCUACAGGCUGGACACCACCAACAACCAGGGCUAUGAAUGGGUCUUUCUAGCCUGGUCUCCGGAUCACUCGCCGGUUCGACAAAAGAUGUUAUAUGCUGCUACGAGGGCCACGCUGAAGAAAGAAUUUGGCGGCGGCCACAUUAAAGAGGAGAUUUUUGGCACAGUGAAGGACGACGUCUCUCUAAAUGGCUAUAAAAAGUACCUGAGCUCGCAGGCGGCGCCGCUGCCUUUGACUGCAGCAGAGGAGGAGCUGAGGCAGAUCAAACUCAAUGAGUUGCAGACAGACGUCCAUGUGGACACAAAGCAGCAGACUCUUCAGGGAGUGGCCUUCCCUAUGCAGAGAGAUGCUAUUCAGGCUCUGGAGCAGUUCAGGGACAAGAGGAUUAACUACGUUCAGCUGGAAAUAGAUUUUCCUAACGAAUCCAUUAAAUUAUCUGGUACGGCUCCAACGGAUCUGAAAGAUCUGCCUAAAAGGAUCCCAAAAGAUGCUGCUAGGUAUCACUUUUUCCUCUACAAACACUCUCAUGAAGGAGACUACCUUGAGUCUACAGUGUUCAUCUACUCUAUGCCUGGUUAUAAAUGCAGCAUCAAGGAGAGAAUGCUGUAUUCAAGCUGCAAGAACCCUCUCAUAGACACAGUGGAGAGAAACUUGGGCAUUGAAAUUGCCAAAAAGCUGGAAAUCGACAAUGGUGACGAACUAACCAGUGACUUUAUGUACGAAGAGGUUCACCCCAAACAACAUGCGCACAAGCAAGCUUUUGCCAAACCCAAGGGGCCAACGGGGAAAAGAGGAGGCCGUCGAAUCACACGGGCACCAGGGGACGGCGGCGACGACGAUUAAAACCCUCUUCCUAUUCCACGACUGACACUUAGUCUAAUGAAUCCCGUCCUCAAGCCAAUCCUAUUUUUACCUUGACUCAUGUAGACCACAGCGCUUUAGACUGAUCUAUGCACAAAGUACAACACUAAAGCCUGUGAAAUGACACUUUGUAGCUUGCAAUAUGAAACGCUAGGUUGAAGAAAACAGAUUGAUGUACACUAGAAUGUAUUUUAAGAAGCUCCUGGUAAUAGUUUUGUUUUUACGCUAUUACGCUGUUUACCUGCAUAUUAGCCAAUAGAGUGCAAUACGGAUGGAGAUCCUCCAUUUAGUGCUUAUAUUUUCCACAAGAUAAUCUUCAAAAAUGAAACGCGUGUAAUCUAGUCCAGGUGCAAACCGCACUUUCAGUGGUAGAUUUACAUUUUAGCAUUAAUAUUUGUCUGGGAAAUUGGUUUUAGUGGGAUUUGUGUUUGGAGAACAUGGACAGAAGGGUUAAAUCUUUCCUUGUGUUGAAGGUCAGAUAUGUUUUAUAAGGCAUUAUUAAUCAACUUUGUGAUUGAUUCCGGGUAAAAAAAAAAUAAAAAUAAAUUAAAGGGACGGUUCAUCCAAAAAUUAAGGGUUUGUGACUUGCUCUUCAUUUGUUUAAUAGGUAAUGGUUACUAAAAUUAUUCAAAAUAUCACGUUAAUAAAUAAAUAAAUAUAUAUAUAU